UGUCCACAUUUCCAAUAUUUAGUUGAAGGUUUGGAUCACAAACUCAAUCACACUAGUCACUUAACUUCAUUUUUAUAUAAUUUUUUUCUCUCUCCUCAAAUCACCAUUGUUGUUGUCCGAAAUAGUUUCAAAAAAAUCCUCCAUUGAAAUCGUCGCAACUUCUCUGUUUUCCUUGGAUUAAAUCAUUAUACCUGCAAAUUCAAGGAUUUUUUCACUAAUUCGAUUUAGGUUUUAGCUGAUUCAUCGAUCGCAUAUUCUCCAGCCAAAGAAAAGGCAACAUCAAAUAACUUAUAGGAGAGAGUGUAGAAAGAAAUGAGUGAGAGGAAGAGUGAAGAUGGGAAGCUACAUCCAUCUGUAAGCACUGAAUUGGAUUUGGACCGACCCAACAUCGAAGAUUAUCUCUCUGAAUCCCUCCCUGAGCCUCAUGGCAAGCUUCGUUUGAGGGACUUGAUUGAUCUUUCUCCCGCUCUUACUGAGGCUGCUGGCGCCAUUGUUGAUGACUCUUUUACUCGUUGCUUCAAGUCAAAUCCUCCAGAGCCCUGGAACUGGAAUAUCUAUCUAUUUCCGCUGUGGUGUUGUGGAGUUGUUAUGAGAUACUUGAUUAUUUUCCCAAUAAGAGUUCUAGUUUUGACACUUGGAUGGAUGAUAUUCCUUUCUCUCUACAUGCCUGUUCAUUUCUUAUUAAAAGGGCAUGACAAGCUGAGGAAGAAAUUAGAGCGAUCUCUUGUGGAGCUUAUUUGCAGUUUCUUUGUUGCAUCUUGGACUGGGGUUAUUAAGUAUCAUGGGCCACGGCCGAGUGUGAGAUCUAAGCAGAUUUUCGUGGCCAAUCACACAUCCAUGAUUGAUUUCAUUGUUUUAGAACAAAUGACUGCAUUUGCUGUCAUUAUGCAAAAGCAUCCUGGCUGGGUUGGAUUGCUGCAGAGUACUAUUUUAGAAAGUCUUGGAUGUAUUUGGUUCAAUCGUGCAGAAGUAAACGACCGUGCUGUUGUACAAAGAAAGUUGAGGGACCAUGUGCAUGGGGCUGACAAUAACCCGCUUCUGAUAUUUCCUGAAGGAACUUGUGUUAAUAACGAGUAUACAGUUAUGUUCAAGAAGGGUGCAUUUGAGCUUGACUGCCCUGUUUGUCCUGUAGCUAUCAAGUACAACAAGAUUUUUGUUGAUGCCUUCUGGAACAGUAAGAAGCAGUCAUUUACAACACAUCUGCUUCAGCUAAUGACAUCUUGGGCUGUUGUUUGUGAUGUUUGGUAUCUAGAGCCCCAAACAAUAAAAACGGGAGAGACUCCCAUUAAAUUUGCCGAGAGGGUUAGAGACAUGAUCUCUCAUAGAGCAGGCUUGAAAAAGGUUCCUUGGGACGGUUACCUGAAGUAUUUACGCCCUAGCCCUAGGUUCACAGAGAGCAAGCAAAAAAGCUUUGCUGAAUCAAUAUUGCGACGUUUUCAUGAGAAGUGAAAGUUCUAAUUCAAGCUCAAGCUCGGCCUUUCGUCUUGACAGGUCCGAUAUAUCGUAAAGGUUUAACAAUCGUCAUCAGACUUUGGUUAAUGCUGUGUACUAACACUAAGAUCAAAAGCUUGUCUUUUGGAUAGGUAACUAAUUGGUAGUUAAAGUGUACCUAUGCUUUAGUUUAAGUGUGAACAAUCUAAGCAUUUGACUUUCGGAAACCAGAAUGAAGGAGAAUGUGUUCAUGUGGCGUACGCUAUGCCGAAAACUCUGGGUGUGACUUCUAUUUGGUCAACGCCGGGACGCCAUUAUUGUCCAAAUUAUCAAAGUUCUAAUCCUUAAAUUUUCUCUGUUCUAUCAUACGACCCAUGUUGUUGGGUGUCACAUCAUUAUGCAUAUACAUUUAUAAUCAUAAUUUAAACGGCUAUUUCACCAAAUGCCACUGAGUAAUUUCGAAAUUCACCAAAUGUCAUCGAACUUUUCCAAAUUCACCAAACGCCACCGAGUUUUAACAAAAUUCACCAAAUGCCAUUUCCGUUAGUUGACCGUCGAUGUCCGUUAGUUGACUGUUAGUUAGACCCCACCACUUGCCACGUGUCACCUUCUGAUUGGUCCGUUUUAAAAAAAAUAAUUAAACAAAAAAAUUAAAAAAAAAAACCAAAAAAAUUAAAAAAUAAAUAAUAAUAAUAAUAAUAAUAAAAGAAACCCAAACAGCCUCCCUCCCUUUCCUCCAUAACUUCCGACCAACACCACAACAGCCACCCCCUUUCCCCUACCCUAUCCCGUCGCGACCCCCUAACCCGCGAAACCCCAUCCCCUUCCUCCACCACCCCGAAACCCCACCCCCCUGAACUUUUCUUUUGU
Molecule: messenger RNA, 2301 nt
Organism: Chenopodium quinoa (quinoa)
Lineage: Eukaryota; Viridiplantae; Streptophyta; Magnoliopsida; Caryophyllales; Amaranthaceae
Product: glycerol-3-phosphate acyltransferase 3-like
Exons: 14
Coding region: 313-1449 (378 amino acids)
Biological process (GO): triglyceride biosynthetic process
Cellular component (GO): endoplasmic reticulum
Molecular function (GO): glycerol-3-phosphate O-acyltransferase activity
Source: RefSeq, a predicted model, not a curated record